Messenger RNA from Pyricularia grisea, 198 nucleotides. RefSeq lists its product as uncharacterized. NCBI's taxonomy places the organism in Eukaryota, Fungi, Ascomycota, Sordariomycetes, Magnaporthales, Pyriculariaceae. The transcript has a single exon. Gene Ontology annotation, molecular function: succinate-semialdehyde dehydrogenase (NAD+) activity. The record is from RefSeq and is a predicted model, not a curated record. The coding region runs from base 1 to 198 and encodes 65 amino acids.
AUGACGUCAAUCAUUUGGGAAAUUGGAAAAGCCCGUCCAACUGCUAUAAUCGAAAUGCUCUUUGCGACCAGUUUCCUCGAGUGGUUUGCCGAAGAGGCUCCGUGCAUUUACGGGGACGUUAUACAAUACAGCAACCGGAGCUUCCCGGUGUCGGUGUUUAAACAGCCAGUGGGCGUCUGUGGCCCGAUCACAUCGUGA